Molecule: messenger RNA, 864 nt
Organism: Musca vetustissima
Lineage: Eukaryota; Metazoa; Arthropoda; Insecta; Diptera; Muscidae
Product: collagen alpha chain CG42342-like
Exons: 8
Coding region: 1-864 (287 amino acids)
Source: RefSeq, a predicted model, not a curated record
AUGGAAGAAGAUAAUGGCAUUAGCAGCAACGAUGACAACGAUGUUCAAUUACCAUCAUUAUGUUGUCACAUUAUCCCACUAAUAGACAAUAUCGAUGGAAAUGACAACAACGAACAACAACAAAAACAACAGAACAGUCCUCCUGGCCCACCAGGUCCACCUGGCAAGCGGGGGAAACGUGGCAAGAAAGGUGAUCCAGGCGAGAAAGGUGAACCGGGCAUGAAUGGCAUCAAUGGCGAAAAGGGUGCUCCAGGAAGACCGGGUGAGAAAGGCUCCAAAGGAGAUGUUGGUCAUCCGGGUAUUGAUGUUUUCCAGACAGUUAAGGGCCUUAAGAGAUCUGUAACAACGUUACAUGGCGGUACUUUAGGCUAUGCGGAAAUUGUUGCAGUCAAGGGUUUACAAGAAGCCGGUGUUAAUGUUUCAACGGCAACUGUAAUACAAUUGAAGGGUGAACCUGGUGAGCCCGGUCCUCCAGGACCACCAGGACCUCCAGGUGACGUUGGUCAACCCGGCCUAAAUGGUGAACGAGGACCACCCGGUGAAACUGGACCAGCUGGUCCAGCCGGUCCUCCCGGAGAACCUGGACCAGUGGGACCUCCCGGUCCACCUGGUCCUGCUGGACUUAAGGGUGACAAAGGUGACCGUGGCGAUCGUGGCCUUACCACAACAAUCAAUGGUGAUGAAUUUCCAACAGGCAUUAUUGAGGGUCCACCCGGACCUCCGGGACCACCAGGACCCCCUGGUGUACCCGGUGAAAGAGGUGAAACCGGUCCUGCAGGUCCUCCAGGACCACCCGGUGAGAAAGGACCACGAGGCAAACGUGGCAAGCGGGUAAGUAACAUACUUUCUUUAUACACAUUUUAA